Cavia porcellus (domestic guinea pig) is the source of this 3259-nucleotide messenger RNA. RefSeq names its product CDC42 effector protein 4 (gene Cdc42ep4). NCBI's taxonomy places the organism in Eukaryota, Metazoa, Chordata, Mammalia, Rodentia, Caviidae. Gene Ontology annotation, molecular function: small GTPase binding. The transcript has 3 exons. The coding region runs from base 607 to 1641 and encodes 344 amino acids. Gene Ontology annotation, biological process: regulation of cell shape; positive regulation of actin filament polymerization; positive regulation of pseudopodium assembly. Gene Ontology annotation, cellular component: cytoplasm; membrane. The record is from RefSeq and is a predicted model, not a curated record.
GGGCGUGUCCCGGCUCCCGGCCCAGGAGCCCGCGGCCCGAGCGAGCUGGAUUCCCGCGUGGACAUGGGCCGCCGGCCGGGCCGCGGCGCCGAGCCCACCGAGGGGAGCGCACAGCCGCGCAGAUCCCGCUCCCGGGAUUCUGGAAGCCGAGCCAGGCUCCCGCUCCGCCCGCCUCCCGUGGAAGACUUGGAGGCCAAGGCCGCGAGAGGCCCAGGCUCCUCCGGACGGGGUGGGGCCCAGCCCAGCUGCCGGCCGCCUCGGAACCGGAGAGACGGCUUUGCGCCGGGCUGCACGCCGCGUGCGCCGGGAGCGCAGUGUUCACGGAGAGGUCGCGGUCAGCUAGCGAUUGGUUAAUGAUUUAACCACAAGCUUCAGGCGGUCGAGCUCGGAUAGGGGUCUCUGGCUCCGCCCCUCGGAGCGCCCCCAGCUGGAGUUACAAAACCGCCCCCUGGCCUGGUGAGUCCCAAGAGCUGCCCUGCUCGCUGGACAUCCCGGCCAUCCGCGGCCUUGUGAUUUCCUGGUGGCCCGGUCUCCACCCACUGGACUUGCCCUUCAGAUUUGAUCCCAGACCGUCGGGAGGGUCUGCCUCGCCUUGCAGCCUGCAAGAUGCCGAUUCUCAAGCAGCUGGUGUCCAGCUCGGUGCACUCCAAGCGCCGUUCUCGCGUGGACCUCACAGCUGAGAUGAUCAGCGCUCCGCUGGGUGACUUCCGCCAUACCAUGCAUGUGGGCCGGGCUGGGGACGCCUUUGGGGACACCUCCUUCCUCAACAGUAAGGCAGGUGAGCCUGACGGCGAGUCCCUGGAUGAGCAGGCCUCCUCCUCCUCUUCCAAACGCAGCCUUCUGUCUCGGAAGUUCCGGGGGAGCAAGCGGUCGCAGUCGGUGACUCGGGGGGACCGGGAGCAGAGGGAUAUGCUAGGCUCCCUUCGGGACUCGGCUCUCUUCGUCAAGAACGCCAUGUCCCUGCCGCAGCUCAAUGAGAAAGAGGCCGCAGAGAAGGGCUCCAGCAAGCUGCCCAAGAGCCUGUCAUCCAGCCCUGUAAAGAAGGCGGAAUCGGGGGAAGGCGGCGCGGAGGAGGCGGCUGCUGGGGAGCUGGGGCCCCGUCGGAAUGGAGCCACAGGCCCCCACUCCCCGGACCCACUUCUCGACGAGCAGGCCUUCGGGGACCUGACGGAUCUGCCCAUUGUGCCCAAAGCCAGCUAUGGGCUGAAGCAUGCCGAGUCCAUCAUGUCCUUUCAUAUUGACCUGGGGCCCUCCAUGCUGGGCGAUGUCCUCAGCAUCAUGGACAAGGACGAGUGGGACCCUGAGGAGGAUGGUGGCAGUUACCACGCGGAUGAGGACCCCCCCAGGGUCGCCCAAGCUGCCCCUUUGGCAGAGGCAGCCCCUUCCCUGGCGAGGCCCUCCCACACGCUGGAGGAGGAGGGGUGGGCGGCAGCAGCCGCCCCCAGCCCCAGCUCAGCCCGCAGUGUAGGCAGCCACACUACGCGGGACAGCAGUUCCCUGUCCAGCUGUACCUCUGGUGUCCUGGAGGAUCGCAGCCCAGCCUUCCGGGGCCCAGACAGGGCCCAGGCCACUGCCCCAAGGCAGGCUGACAAGGAGUUCUCCUUCAUGGACGAAGAGGAGGAGGAUGAGAUCCGAGUGUGAGGUGGUCAGGAAGCAGCUGGAGCCAGCGGCUGCCUUUUCUCCCCGCUCCCACCCUCUGUGCCCUUUGACCUUACCAUGUGAGCGGCAGCGAGGACCUGUGGAUGAGGAGCUCCGGCCGAGCCCACGGCCCUCAGAGGACCUGAGAAGCUGACCUGGGUGCAGACAGGUUGACUGCUUUCCUCACGCACCUGUCCUCUGCAGCACCCCGGGGGGCCAGCUCUAAGCAGAGAAGCCUCUUGGCUUCCUCUUUCUCCAGCCUGGCCCCAAAUGGAUGCCAGAUGCUACCCAGAGUUCCUGCCUUGAGCACCCAUUGCAGGUCAGCGAAGGCAGCUCACUCCUUGGCCAGGACACUUGGCUCUCUACCCUGUGCCUGGUGUCCCUGCUAUGGCCACUGUCCUGCGCCAAGUGCAGCAGGAGGAAGGAGGUUUGUCUCAUCCACCCCCUCCAGCUCCAUCCUCGGCUCCUGCUCCAGACCCCUGAGCCCCUCAGAGGCAGAGCAGAGCAGGAGACCAGCCGUGAACCAGACACUACGUAUAUCCCCUGGCGGGGGUAAGGACAGGAUGGUAACAAUGGAAGGAAAGCCCUCGGCUUCUGGGGUUCCCGAGAAGGGGCCCUUCCCAGAUGACACUAGGAACAGGGCUGAGGCCCCGCCCUAUGGGUGUGCUUGUUCUUUAUUAUUACGUUUAAAUCCUUAUAGAGCAAUAUUUGGAACAGUGUUAAUAAAUAGAAUGGAAUCCUUUUAGAAAACCUUUAUGCCUCCUGUAACUCCUCCUCUCGGAAGUUGCAGUGGCUGUUAGCAUAGUCAAGUCUGGGAUGCACACUCCUGUGUCAAAGAAACCAGCCCCACCUGAAUGAUGGGGGGGUGUUCUCGAAUUGUCCCAUACCCCCACCCCCAUAGCUGUUAACAGCUGCAGGAAGCCAGUGUAGAUUUCUGGAAAAUUAUUAUUAAAAAAUAAUCUCUCCUGGGUGGAGCUGUGCUUUGGCUCUCUCAGCCUGUGUGGGACGCACACUUCCUCUUCUUUCUCCAGGCCUCCCCCACCGUGGAGGCCAGGGGCGGGGCCGGGGGCAUUGCCAGAUUUAAAACUGCAAAAAGAAAUCUAUGAAACGAAAACCAGAAGGCUAAAUUAAAUUUGAAUUUUAGGUAAACAAAAGAUAACUUUUUUAGUAUUCGUAUACCUCGUACAAUUUUUGGAACAUUCUUAAUGCUAAAGACUUGUUUUUCUGAAAUUCAGGUUUUGUGCCUCCUCCUGUAACUCUACCCAGGGGACUGAGUAGAAGCUGGCAUGUGAGUCCCAAGGGUGACCUGCCGGUUAUUUUUCUGUCCUGGGAAUAGGCUGACCAGCCUCUGCCUCUGCUUAGCCAGAGGGAGGAGUUGGGGAGAACUAACCGUAGUACAGGGGUCCUGGCCAUCGGGGUGGCGAGCCUGCGGGGACCCUAGCUCUGAGACACUAACCUGGCUCCUGACCCCGAGCUCCCUCAGCCGUGGAAUCACGGGGCUGUGCUUGCCCCAUUGGUGGCCCUCAGCAUCCACCUAGGUCAGUUCCAGACUUUAAACUGUGUAUUUUUUUCAUGAUAUUGUUAAAAGCAGCAAGGAAACAUUAAAAAGCCCUCUAGCACA